CAACAUAACAACUGCUGCGAUCGAUAUAAUUCCCAAUGACUCGUCUGACGACGCCGACAGCCAGGAGGAUAAGGAAGAACGCGCUCGACAUGCGAUAAUUUUUCAGGAGCCCAUGGCGAGCCUGCCUUCGAUGGAGGAAGUGAAGGAGUGGACCCGUGCGCAAUUCUUCAAUACGACUUUUCUCGACUUUUCUGAUAAGCGGAGUAGACCAAAUAAGGCUGGAACAAACGCACCACCAGAAGCAAGUAAAUCACCCACAAAGACCAAAAAGACUUCGUCGGCGGUACUGAGCGUGCACGAUUUCCUGAAUGAUUUCUUCAAUAAGACUCUGCAGGAGGC
Molecule: messenger RNA, 339 nt
Organism: Amoebophrya sp. A120
Lineage: Eukaryota; Dinophyceae; Syndiniales; Amoebophryaceae
Source: the annotation of a GenBank genome assembly